Messenger RNA from Strigops habroptila (Kakapo), 1909 nucleotides. It is a transcript of the gene SCP2, whose product is annotated as sterol carrier protein 2. Lineage: Eukaryota; Metazoa; Chordata; Aves; Psittaciformes; Psittacidae. Bases 97 to 1698 code for a protein of 533 amino acids. Gene Ontology annotation, molecular function: acyltransferase activity, transferring groups other than amino-acyl groups. The record is from RefSeq and is a predicted model, not a curated record. The transcript has 17 exons.
GGCGCUCGCCCCGCCCCUUAGCUCAGGGGUCGCGUUGGGGUGUCGGCGGUGCCGCGGCCGGAGGGGAGCGGGUUCGGGGGGUACGCCGCCAUCAAGAUGCGUCGCCGGGUGUUCGUGGUGGGCGUUGGCAUGACCAAGUUCACAAAGCCCAGUGAGAGCAUGGAUUAUCCUGACAUGGCUAAGGAGGCAGGCCAAAAGGCUUUAUCUGAUGCUGGGCUUCAUUACUCCGCAGUGCAGCAGGCAUGUGUGGGUUAUGUUUAUGGUGACUCGACCUGUGGACAACGGGCUAUCUAUCACGGUUUGGGUUUGACUGGCAUUCCUAUCAUUAAUGUUAACAACAACUGUGCUACUGGAUCAACUGCUUUGUUCAUGGCCAGACAACUAGUAGAAGGAGGUUUGUCAGACUGUGUUCUGGCCCUCGGCUUUGAGAGGAUGGCAAAAGGAUCCCUUGCCUCAGGUUUUUCAGACAGAACUAAUCCAAUUGACAAACAUUUGGAAAUCAUGAUAAAUAAAUAUGGCUUAGCAAGUGCUCCAGUAGCACCUCAGAUGUUUGGAAAUGCUGGCAAAGAACAUAUGGAGAAAUACGGGACAAAUCCAGAAUACUUUGCAAAAAUUGCAUGGAAGAAUCAUAGCCAUUCAACUAACAACCCGUAUUCCCAGUUCCAACAGGAGUACACAUUAGAUGAAGUUCUGCGUUCUCGCAAGAUUUUUGAUUUCUUGACUGUCUUACAGUGUUGUCCAACAUCAAAUGGUGCUGCAGCUGCAGUUUUGGCUAGUGAAGAGUUUGUGAAAAGACAUAAGUUGCAGCCACAAGCUGUGGAAAUUCUAGCCCAGGUGAUGGCUACUGAUUAUCCAAGCACGUUUGAAGAAAACAGCUGUAUGAAGAUGGUUGGCUAUGAUAUGACUAAAAAGGCUGCUGAAAAAUGCUUUGAAAAAGCAGGCCUAAAACCUACAGAUGUUGAUGUGAUCGAACUUCAUGACUGUUUCUCAGUUAAUGAGUUCAUCACCUACGAAGCUCUGGGACUCUGUCCAGAAGGAAAAGCAUGUGAGCUGAUUGACAGAGGAGAUAAUACUUACGGAGGAAAAUGGGUUAUUAAUCCUAGCGGUGGCUUGAUUUCCAAGGGACAUCCACUUGGUGCUACAGGCCUGGCGCAGUGCGCCGAACUCUGCUGGCAGCUGCGCGGCCUGGCCGGGCGGCGGCAGGUCCCCGGGGCAAAGGUCGCGCUGCAGCACAACCUGGGCCUCGGCGGGGCCGUGGUGGUGACGCUGUACGGCAUGGGCUUCCCGGGACGGCGCAGCUCCGACCGCAUUGCGGCUGUGCCCCUCAGUGCAGCUGUGGAUGGAUUUAAGUCACAUUUGGUCUUCAAAGAGAUUGAAAAGAAGCUCCAAGAGGAAGGAGAGCAAUUUGUCAAGAAAAUUGGUGGAGUCUUUGCCUUCAAAAUAAAAGAUGGUCCUGGUGGCAAAGAAGCAACUUGGAUAGUAGAUGUGAAAAAUGGUAAAGGCUCCGUAGCAGUUAAUGCAGAUAAGAAGGCGGAUUGUACAAUUACAAUGGCUGACACUGAUCUGUUAGCUCUCAUGACUGGCAAAAUGAAUCCUCAGACAGCAUUCUUUCAAGGCAAAUUGAAGAUCUCUGGGAACAUGGGCAUGGCAAUGAAACUUCAGAAUCUACAGCUUCAGCCAGGCAAAGCUAAACUUUGAGCUCCUUAGAGAAAACAGUUGUCAUGAAGGGUACCUGCAGUCCUCCGUUUUUAACUCUUUGGACAUUGCUAGUAGAUAAGCUGACAUCUCAGUCCAGUAUAUACACCUCACAUCCUCACACAUGUGGGCCAUGACUGAGGAACUUGGGCAUAAACUUCCACUUCUCUGGUUUAACUAAAAUCAUAAUAAAAAUGAGCUACUUCAAGUUAAU